AUGACUUCUGCUCUACCGAGGAAGAUCCUGGCGUCCCCGUGCCGCAGCCCAUCGGCAUCGAGAGGCAGUGUUCAUCAAUCUCGUCUCUCGAUGUCCAAACAGGAGAUCGACCUUACUCAGCAAUCCUCUUCUUCCGGAUCGAGGCGUCGUAGUGGGAGUGGUUCGAUCUCCGAAGUGGAGGCAUCGGCACUGAUGGACUCAUUGACCCCGAUGGAACCUGGAGGCAGACGAGAGCUGGACCCUUCCAUGGCACCACGCCGUUUCCCACUGCUACCACCGUGGGAGCAGCAACAGUGGCCGCCCACCUAUCCAUACUCUUACCCACCAUAUCAGUGGUUUCCACCGAAGGAGUUUGCGGAGUGGGAUCAGCAAUCGGAGGCAUCCUACAUGUCAAGGCUUUCACACCACUCUAGAAGGCCCGCGGCAUUGGCAUCGAUCCCUCCGGAGAGGCGCACCGCCCCUGCGGCUGAGACUCGUCGGCGACCAUCGGCAUCGACCCGUUCACCCAUCCAGGAAUCGACACCGAUCCUCUCUGCGCACUCCAUGCAAAGGGAGUCUUCCUCGUCGGACUCUGAGAAAGGUACCGACAACCAGGAAAGAGCCUUGGAGCCUUCGCCAGUGUCCCAUACAGCCGAGGAUCUUCCUAUAUCGCCAUUAGAAGAUCUGAAGUCCUAUGAAGGACUUUCAUUACAACCCUUGUUUUUCCACUGGCCCAUAUCAUGUACCUUUUAUUGCAGCCCAGUGGCUAAAAACUAUCAGCAAAUCCUGGCCCUCGUGUUUGCCAUCAGUGAGAUCAACAAGGAUCCGGCACUCCUUCCCAACAUCACACUGGGCUUCCGCAUCUUUGAGGACACCUACUUUGCAAGAAUGACCUACCAGGCAGGCCUGUCCUUUCUGUCCACGGGGGACCAAAUUGUGCCUAAUUACAGAUGCAGCAGACAGGAGAAGCUGCUCUCUGUCAUUGGAAGUCUCUACUCCAGAAUCUCAAUGCAGAUGGCCUCCCUCUUGGGCCUCUUCAAGAUCCCACAGAUCCUUGCCUUUUUGAGAAGCACCCAGUUCAACAACAGUGCUGGUGAGGAAGUGUUUUUCACUGGAAAUGAGGAGAGAUCAGCUGGCUAUGAUAUUCUGAACUUGGCUUUCUUCCCAAAUAAAUCUUCAGCUCAAGUGAAAGUUGGAAGGAUGGAUCCUAGGGCUCCCCCAGGCAAAGAUUUCAUCAUUAAUGCAGAUGCAAUUGUUUGGGCUACCCAGAAGCUGCCCUCUUCCAGGUGUGUGGAGAGCUGCCUGCCAGGGUACAGCAGAAAAGUUCUAGAAGGAAAGCUGCCUUGCUGUUAUGAAUGUCAACUUUGUCCAGAAGGGAUGAUUUCUAACCAUACAGAUGCUGACCGUUGUGUCCCAUGUUCAGAGGAUCAAUAUCCAAACCAGAACAAAGACAAGUGUAUCUCCAAGAUCAUAAGCUUUCUUUCCUAUCAAGAGAUUUUGGGGAUGGUUUUGGCUUCUCUUGCUCUUUUGCUGUCUUUGAUCACAGCCCUAGUACUGGCAACUGUCAUUAAAUAUCGAGACACACCAAUCAUCAAAGCCAACAACAGAGAACUCACCUAUGUCCUCCUCAUCUCCCUCCUGCUCUGCUUUUUCUCCUCCUUCCUAUUCAUCGGUCGACCUACAAGGAUCACCUGCCUUCUGAGACAAAUUGCUUUUACUGUCAUCUUCUCUGUUUCCAUUUCCUCCAUCUUGGCCAAAACAAUCAUGGUAGUUGUGGCCUUCAUAGCCACUAAGCCAGGAAACAGGGCCAGGGAACUGUUGGGGAGACAAAGAGUAAACUCCAUUGUCCUGGCCUGUCCCCUCCUUCAAGUUAUCAUCUCUGCCAUUUGGCUAGGAACCUCUCCCCCAUUCCCCAACUUGGACUUCCAUUCCUUGGCCAAGGAGAUCAUAGUGGAAUGUAAUGAGGGAUCAGUCAUCAUGUUUUACACAGCCCUGGGAUACAUGGGAUUUCUGGCCCUGGUCAGCUUUGUGGUGGCUUUCCUAGCCAGGAAACUCCCUGACAGCUUUAACGAAGCCAAGUUUAUCACCUUCAGCAUGCUGGUCUUCUGCAGCGUGUGGGUCUCCUUCAUGCCCACCUACCUGAGCACGAAAGGGAAGGCUAUGGUGGCUGUGGAGGUCUUCUCCAUCUUGGCCUCUGGUGCUGGUCUCCUGGGCUGCAUCUUCCUUCCCAAAUGCUACAUUAUUUUUCUGAGGCCUGAUCUCAAUAGCAGAGAUCACCUCCUAAGGAACAAGAAAUACAGGAACCUAAGCGUUUGAAUAUUCUCUGCUUGCUCAGGUUUCAGUUUGUUAUAGC
Molecule: messenger RNA, 2332 nt
Organism: Heteronotia binoei (common prickly gecko)
Lineage: Eukaryota; Metazoa; Chordata; Lepidosauria; Squamata; Gekkonidae
Product: vomeronasal type-2 receptor 26-like
Exons: 5
Coding region: 1-2295 (764 amino acids)
Biological process (GO): G protein-coupled receptor signaling pathway
Cellular component (GO): membrane
Molecular function (GO): G protein-coupled receptor activity
Source: RefSeq, a predicted model, not a curated record